This is a messenger RNA of Naegleria fowleri, 477 nucleotides long. RefSeq lists its product as uncharacterized. NCBI's taxonomy places the organism in Eukaryota, Heterolobosea, Eutetramitea, Acrasida, Naegleriidae. The coding region runs from base 1 to 477 and encodes 158 amino acids. The record is from RefSeq and is a predicted model, not a curated record. The transcript has a single exon. Gene Ontology annotation, biological process: cytoplasmic translation. Gene Ontology annotation, molecular function: structural constituent of ribosome; mRNA binding. Gene Ontology annotation, cellular component: cytosolic large ribosomal subunit.
AUGGUCAUCAAGACUGACGUUUGUUUGUUCUCCGGUUACAAGAUCUACCCAGGACACGGUGUUAGAUAUGUUCCUUGCACCAACGUGCAAAGCACUAGACCUGUCUUCACCUUCGUCUCAAAGAAGUCCCUCCAUCUUUUCUUGAUUAGAAGAAACCCAAGAGAAAUCAGAUGGACUCAACUUUACAGAAGACAACACAAGAAGGGAAGCGUUGAACAACUCAAGAAGAACAAGAAGAGAAGAGUUGCCAGAGUUGAAAGAGGUAUUGCCGGUGCUUCUAUUGAAUUCAUCAAGGCUCAAAAGAAUCAAACUCAACAACAAAGAGAAAAGAUCAGAGCUUCAACCAAGGAGGCUCAAAAGAAGCAAAACAAGACUGAGCAAGCCGGAAGAAAGGAACAACAAAAGGCCCAGAAGCAAAUGAUGAAGGCUCAAAUGCGAAGCAAGAAUGUCAAGGCUCCAACUGCCACUUCCAAGUAA